This is a messenger RNA of Angiostrongylus costaricensis, 2100 nucleotides long. The record is from the annotation of a GenBank genome assembly. NCBI's taxonomy places the organism in Eukaryota, Metazoa, Nematoda, Chromadorea, Rhabditida, Metastrongylidae.
AUGGGUGACGAUGAGAUUAUGCGAAAAGUUGAAGUGAAACCGGAUGAGUUCAGCGGCCUGAUUGGGAACAUCGCUGGGAAUUUUAUUCGAGACAGAGUAGGCGGGCCAGGUGGAGAUAUCCUUGCUGGACUUGCUGAUAACGUUCUUGGUGGUGGAGGUGGUAGCGGAUACAAUGAUGGAGGCUUUGGCGGUGGUGGAUACAACGACGGAGGAUUUGGCGGUGGUGGACGGGGACAAGGAGGUGGUGGAGGAGGAUUUAAUUUGAAUGACAUUGGAGGUAUCAUAAAUUCUAUCAGCGGCAGCGGUGGUGGAGGUGGUGGCCGCGGUGGCGACAUAGGUAGCAUCAUUGGUGGUAUCGGUAGCCUCAUUGGAGGUGGUGGUGGAGGAGGACAAUACGGCGGUGGUGGUAAGUGGAAGAUAUGUGAAUUAAUCUACCUUGUCUUGCAUUAUUAUGUUAUUAUGGUUGAAGGCGGCAACAUCAAUCCGAACCGUCUGAAUGGAGGGAUGGUGAAUAUUAUCGGAAAUUUAAUUGGCGAAGCAGCGCAUCGUUUCCUUGGAGUUGAUCCGGCUACUGGUCGAAUUAUUGGGGCUGUUGCUGGAAACGUCAUAAUGGGCCUUGGUGGCAAGGACAACUCUUUGGGCAACAUUGGAAAAGUUAUAUUGGACAAUAUUAUAUCCGGAAAGUUCAGGCGUGAUGUUGAUCCAUUUGUACGCCCGGAACCCCGACCAGAUCGCGGCGGAACUGGUCCAAGUCCCAUUCAACCUAUUCCUUCUCAUGAACCUCUUGACUUUUACGCAGAGAGGGACAGAUGUUUGGAAAAACGCCUCUUUGAAGAUCCACAUUUCCCUGCUCAGGAUAGCUCCUUGUUCUAUAGCAGAAGCCCACCAAAGCGUAUCGAUUGGCUUCGACCUGGUGAAAUCGUGCGUGAGCCUCAACUUAUAACCGAGGGACACUCUCGUUUCGAUGUUAUCCAGGGAGAACUUGGUGACUGCUGGCUUCUUGCGGCAGCUGCUAACCUUACUCUUAAAGAUGAACUCUUCUACCGUGUCGUGCCACCUGACCAGUCGUUCACAGAAAAUUACGCAGGUAUUUUCCACUUCCAAUUUUGGCAGUAUGGCAAAUGGGUGGACGUGGUUAUUGAUGACCGUUUGCCAACGUCUAAUGGUGAACUGCUGUACAUGCACUCGAAGAGCCACAAUGAGUUCUGGAGUGCUCUUUUGGAGAAGGCAUAUGCGAAACUAUAUGGCUCAUAUGAAGCUCUAAAGGGAGGUACAACCUCAGAAGCACUUGAGGAUAUGACAGGUGAUCCUUAUAUUUCUUCCAAAGUUAUGGACAAGGGUCAUGCGUACUCAAUAACUGGAAUGCGUAUUGUGAAUGGACCUAAUGGGCAAGUUUGUCUGAUGCGUAUCCGUAAUCCAUGGGGAAAUGAACAGGAAUGGAACGGUCCGUGGUCUGAUAAUUCGUACGAGUGGCGUAGUGUGCCGGAUAAUGUUAAAGAAGAAAUGGGUCUUCGAUUUGACCACGAUGGCGAGUUCUGGAUGAGCUUUGAAGAUUUCAUGAGAAAUUUCGAGAAAAUGGAGAUUUGUAAUCUCGGUCCAGACGUUAUGGAUGAAGUAUACCAGAUGACCGGCGUUCGUGCUGCUAGCAACACAUGGUCUGCCAACACGCACGAUGGAGCCUGGAUCCGAAACCAGACAGCUGGAGGAUGUCGGAAUUACAUAAAUACGUUUGCCAGCAACCCGCAGUAUCGCGUUCAGCUUACGGACUCCGAUCCUGACGACGACGAUGAGCUGUGUACGGUUAUAUUCGCCGUUAUGCAGAAAUACAGGAGAAAUCUGAAGGCGCAAGGCCUUGACAAUGUACCCAUUGGUUUCGCGGUCUAUGACGCGGGUAACAUCAGUGGACGUUUGUCAAAACAAUUCUUCCAAGCCAACAAAUCAUCAAUGAGAAGCGCGGCCUUCAUCAAUUUGAGAGAGAUGACCGGUCGAUUCCGUGUACCACCUGGUAACUACGUCGUGGUACCUUCAACGUUCGAGCCCAACGAAGAAGCAGAAUUCAUGCUUAGAGUGUAUACUAACGGAUUUAUCGAAUCAGAGUGA